AUGGAAUAUACAGGAGUCUGUGGAAAGUCACAGGGAGAAACUCUCCAACAGAAACUUGCUGAUGUGUUAGUGACUGAGGUGGAGGUGAAUGGGGUGAACGUGGAGGGCAUGCGUCAUGCGGAGGUCGUGGCCUUCAUAAAGAGAGGAGGAGAUGAGACCAGGCUGCUGGUGGUGGACCCUGACACAGACCAUCACUUUAAGAAGAUGGGUGUCACCCCAUUGGCCAGCCACGUUAAAGACUUUGACGGUCCGUCCAUAUCCAACGGCUCCCCCAGUCCUCAGAUCAACGGCAGCUUCACCAGCAGCUCCAUCCAGUCACACCACUCUGACCUGAGCAGUCCAGACAACAGCCUGCAGCUGGGAGAGGACGAGGCGAGCCGUCUGAUGGACCCGUUUGCUGAGAUCGGCCUGCUCCUGAGUCCCACUGCGGCUGAGGCCAAAGAGAAGGCCCACGCCAAGAGGGCCAAGAAGAGAGCCCCUCAGAUGGACUGGGACAAAAAACACCAGCUCUUCAGCAACUUCUGAACUUUUCUGCCACCCAAUGAGAGAAGCAGAAAGACUGUCGAAUUUGACAUAUCUGAAACUUACCUUCAACAUUCCUACCCGUUACCCCACCACCACCACUACCACCACCACCCCACCACCACCACUACCACCACCACCCCACCACCACUACCACCACCACCCCACCACCACCACUACCACCACUACCACCCAAUCCAACAGAAGAGAAUAUGCAGAUAGAAUGUUGUUCUUUGAACGUUGGCCAUCCAACACCGACUCCCCCCUGCUUCCAAAAUGGACGGGAUGGAAUGAUGGACAUCUCAUCCUUUACCCCUCCUUCAAUCCUCCCUUCUUCCACCCUUCUCUAUACCCUCAUCCCACCCAGAGAGAGCUUGUCUGCUGGACUGGACUGGAAUAAGAGACUCAAGAUUACCAGCUUCUUCUGAAUCCUCCCGUCAUCAUCAGUCUUUCCCUAAACCAUCCAAUGUCCCUCCUCUUCUACCACUAACUCCCACCUCCUCUGAGGACUGCUCUGGAGAGAGGAGGCACUUCUUUUGGUAUUUACAAAGUAGAAAAGCACCUUGAUAGGUGUUAGACCGCCCAGCUAUAACAAGUAUGGGGAAUAUGGACUAUGUGAGAUGUUUGUGAACACUGUGACCUGAUCUUAAACAUUGGGGUUUGUUUUGACCCUGUAAGAGAAGGAACGUACGCCCAAAGAUGGAUAAAACUCUUCCUCCCAUGAUCCUCCUGUGAUUUUAUUGUGUGACCGAUGCGCCUCAGACUUCAUGGAUUCACUCACCAGGAAAAGCACAAACUGGAGGCUGAAUAGCACUGCUUCUGUAUCAUCUCUGUUUGUAUUUGUAUCAAAGCAUCUGUUUUCUCACAAUGUCAUAACAUUUCCACUUUGCUCUCUAUGUUGGAUAUGAACUGGUAUUCAUAGAUGGUGUUAACAAUGCAUAGACAAUCAAAAGCCUUACUCCACCCAUCCCUCCUUCUCAAUAUAAUACCAUUUAAGAUACAUUGACUAAAUGCAUGCAUACAUGCACACACACAAGCCCCCUGUGAUUCUCUAGCCUAUAGGCCUGCUUCACUCAUUCUAAGGCAGUUUUAGUUUAUUUAAGGGACCCUUAUCUUUAUGACAUCAAUGACAUCCUCUCCAUUAUUUCAUAUCCCAAUGUCCCCGACAUAGAAAUAGAAUUACUAGAAUGGGAAUUCCUCAAGCAAGUUAAGAGUGAAUAGAUCAAGCGUUGAGUUUUUUUACACUGCCUGUCUAGUACACCAGGGGGUGCUAAUAAGACACACGGCAACAUGAAGCCACUCCAGUACACUGCUCAGAGAUGUAUGAGGAUUGGGACAUGAAAGUACCAUAGCAGGAGAAGAUCGUCUGGGGAUGAUAUGACCACUUUAAAGAUGUAUGAGAUCUAUGUAACACCUUGUAACAUUUACGUAAAGCCUGCAGGUAUGUGUUAUUACUAGUUAUGAGUAUCUAUCAUGCUUUACCUGUUAUAAGAAAAUAUAAUGCUGUAUUACUUGUUAUAAGCAAAUAUAAUGCUAUAUUACUUGUUAUAAGCAAAUAUAAUGCUACAUUACUUGUUAUGAGCAUCUAUAAUGCUGUAUUACUUGUUAUAAGCAAAUAUAAUGCUACAUUACUUGUUAUGAGCAUCUAUAAUGUUUUCUUACUUGCUAAAGUAUGAGCAUUGAUAAUGCUGCAUUACUUGUUAUGAGCAUCUAUAAUGCUGUAUUACUUGUUAUAAGCAAAUAUAACGCUACAUUACUUGUUAUGAGCAUCUAUAAUGUUUUCUUACUUGCUAAAGUAUGAGCAUUGAUAAUGCUGCAUUACUUGUUAUGAGCAUCUAUAAUGCUGUAUUACUUGUUAUAAGCAAAUAUAAUGCUACAUUACUUGUUAUGAGCAUCUAUAAUGUUUUCUUACUUGCUAAAGUAUGAGCAUUGAUAAUGCUGCAUUACUUGUUAUGAGCAUCUAUAAUGCUGCAUUACUUCUUAUGAACAUCUAUGAGCCGAACACCUUUAUAUGCAAAAGUAUAGAUACAAAUAAUGUAUGAAAUAACUAGAUGGAUAUUGUACGGGAUUGAAAGUGAGCCCAGCGUAUCAAAGAAAGCUUACAUCAUUCAGUGUUGAUGUGAUGUUGUGGUAAUGUUCUGCUCAUGUUGUGGUACAGUGAUGACAGACUGACAUAGUGCUUGUAUCAGCUACUCCAGACUGGGCUGUCUUUCUGUUUCACUUCAGAAGGGAAGGACACAGUUAUUUUUGUACAACAUGCCUGAAUGCUGUGGAUUGUGGAUCGGUUGUGGUAUCAGGGGCUUUGGUAUGUGAGUAUAGCCUGGUCGCAGAUCUAUUUGUGCGAUAUUGCCAACUCCUAUGGUCAUUAUCAAGAGGUGUCACACAACAAUAGCCAUAGGAGUUGGUAAGACAGCACAAACUGAUCUCGGAUCAGGUUAUUCUGAGCUAUGGGGCUAGGGGCUCUGAUCAGUGGGCCUGCCCAGUGGGGGCUGUGGUGGUGGGGCAGUGGGGUGUGUGGGAGAGGCCUAUCCUGGAGGUCAGACUCAGAGAUGCUCUAAUGAAUGAGACCAGGGGAGCAACAGGACUUACAGGAGAUUAGUCCUAGCAUAGGAUAGCAUGGGGACAGCUGUCCUGCACACAGACUCAGACACACCCCAGACCAAACCACUAUCACGCCUCAUAGGGGGGUGAAGGUCAAGUUUAUCUUAUUGUGUGUCUGUCAUCCACUGUUACGGAUAGUAAUCUCAGGUCCCCCCGGUCGUUCAUAUUGUGGUAGGAUCUACACAAAGAGAACACUCCCCAGACCAAACCACUGCUACAUCUCAUACGGGGGUGAAGGAAGAUAGAAGGGAAAGUUUGUCUCUGUGUCUCUAUUGUUACUAUUCACCCAGGGUCUGUAUAGUGCUGAUCUAGGAUCAGUUUUUGCCUUUAGAUCAUAAUUAAUAAGAUUAUAUGGACAGGAGGGACCUGAUACUAGUUCAGCACUGCUACUCUGAGACGCUUUCUGAAUACAGGCCCAGGUCCCCCUGGAGGUUCAUAUUGUGGUAGGGUCUGAAAUGCGGGUCCCUGGUUGGGCUCGGUCUGAGGUACAUGCCAGGGUCAGCUGUGCUAUGCGGCGCCGACACCACACUUAGGACGGAGAGAAAUGUCUGAUCUGUUUUCAUAUAUUGCACAAUUUAUUUUUGUUAAUACGCAUAUUGUCAUUACUAUUACUCAUAAUAGUACAGAUAAAACAUUUUUUAUUUCUCUGGUUUCCAUUUGUGAUCUAGCACCAAUGUGUUUGCAUAAGAGUUUUUACUAUUGCUCCAUAUGAUAAUCUGACCGUUAAACCCUGAGCAGAAUGGUAUAUGACCCAUGUAUAUUUACAUUUUAGUCAUUUGGCAGACGCUGUUAUCCAAAGCAGCUUAAAGGAGCAAUGUGGGGUUAAGUGCCUUGCUCAAAAGGUUGUUGACAGAUUUUUCACCUAGUUGGUUUGGAGAUUCCAACCAGUGACCUAUCGGUUACUGGCCCAAUGCUCUUAACCACUAGGCUACCUGCCUCCCUACAGUAUAUAUACGGCAGGUUGUAUUUUUUCAAUAAAGUUUGACAAUCUCCUUCUGGACUAUAUGA
Messenger RNA from Oncorhynchus keta (chum salmon), 4131 nucleotides. RefSeq names its product Na(+)/H(+) exchange regulatory cofactor NHE-RF2-like. Gene Ontology annotation, molecular function: signaling receptor binding; protein-membrane adaptor activity. NCBI's taxonomy places the organism in Eukaryota, Metazoa, Chordata, Actinopteri, Salmoniformes, Salmonidae. The record is from RefSeq and is a predicted model, not a curated record. Gene Ontology annotation, biological process: protein localization to plasma membrane. The transcript is spliced from 4 exons. Gene Ontology annotation, cellular component: apical plasma membrane. The coding region runs from base 1 to 525 and encodes 174 amino acids.